AUGCGCUUGUCAAACUAUCAGGUUGUUGUUCGAAGGCAGCCAACGACGAACAGCGACAAGGUGUCUUUCCUGGAGAAGGGAGAUCAGAUCACUGCCAUAGAGGCAUGCGCGUUAGCUUGGUGCUGUGCCAUGAAGCCAUCUGAAGUGCUUUCGGCGUCAAACUUGCAGAAGGCACGAACUCAGGAUCUUGGCCAUGGUGCACCGAUUCGAAGUGUAGUGCUCCCGGCCGCAUGCAGAUCCCCACAGGAGCUGCUGGUCAAUCCACAACCAGGUGUGGCGAUGGAACCACUCAGGGAUGUCCUGACCUUUCAGCCUCAACUCCGCAAGCCACGCAAGUCACAGGUGCCGCCUCCAGAGCAUCUUCGUGAUCGUGUUUUGCAGACACGGGUUCUGGAUGAUUCCUUGAAGGCUGACUGCCUGGAGCGACUGGCCGGUGCUGCCCAGCGGGCGCCCAUGGUUCGGAGAGCAUCAUGGUCAGAUGUCGCACCGCCUCCACCGCCCGAGAGCGAUGACGAGGUCAUAGAGUUCACAAAGGAGGAUCUCUUCAAGGAGGAUGCUCCGACGAUGGAGGAGCAACCUCAAAAGUCUCCGGAAGCCAGUGGGGAGGCCAGCAUGUUCGGAAGUCUGUGUUGUCAGACGCUCGAUGCGGAUCUCCGUGUGCUGACGCCCUCGGAGCGUUCGGCACCUUCUGAGCGACGGGAGGUCGCGUCAGUCGCUGCUAUGAAUCUGACGGAUCUUCUGGCAGAGAAUGAGAAACUCAGAGCGGCGGCAGGGCUGAGCGAAAAUGAACACUUCUCCUGGCGUCCCGGUGCGACUAUUCCGGCACACUCUGGGCUGCCGGUGGAGACCAGCCAGCCCCGUGGCUCUAUGUGCCGCAAGCGGGGCACCGAGGUAACAGACUUCUACGGUGACUGGAGCACAGGAUCUGCCCUCCAAAGGAGAGCUGUGAAGGAAAAAGAGGAUAAGUAUGGAAAAGUCUUCACAGAGCAGGGCAUCGAAUGGGCGAAGCUGGCCAAAGGUGCAUGUGCCAUACGCAGCCACAUGCAACAGGAGGUGCCGCUGGACCUAGCAGAAGAUGGCUUCGUGGCGACAGCCCUGGCGCCCUUCGGCACACAGCUGCGGAAGCAAACAGAAGCCAUUCAGGAUGGGGCGGCCAAUGCAGUGCUUUCGAAGAAGGUCAUCAACGAAGUCCUGUCCAUGAGCUCCGAUCCAGGGCUGCUGGUGGGCUUUCUUCCCGAGGUCAAUGUUGAGCACGACCUUCCUGUGUCUUCACCAGAGAUGGCUCCCAUGGAGUCGCUUGAUGUGGCUUCCAAGAAAGAGCUGCUGAAAUCCGGCCGCAAGGUGCCGCCUUCGCCUCCCAGGCCCCGGCCAAUGCCCGCUGUCGAGGUACCUUGGUUCAUGCUGGGGGAACCUGCCAUUGACACUUUGAGCAAUCAUCCCGUGAUGGAGACCAACCUUUUGAUUGGAGAACCCACGGCAGUCAAAGCUGCUCCGUUUGAAUCGCUCCCUGACUCGCAUGGAGACAAGGAUAUAAUCAACGUCAGGGUGGCGUCGCCGGCACAAGAGCAGCACCUCAAGCUUGGCGUAAGUCCAGUCCUGCUGGCUGCCAUCGACCAGGCCUGCAAGACCGCCUGA
Messenger RNA from Symbiodinium sp. CCMP2456, 1635 nucleotides. The record is from the annotation of a GenBank genome assembly. NCBI's taxonomy places the organism in Eukaryota, Dinophyceae, Suessiales, Symbiodiniaceae.